UGUUGAUCUAUCGUUAAAAAUGCUGCUCUCUGGAAGAUCAACAACUGGUGAUCAGUCACAGAUCCACUGUAAUCGAACGAGACCCGGAUCAGCCUUCUUUUUUAUAUUAGUCGUACUACAAACAUUGACCACUGAUACUGCGAUCGGGAUUUCGCCUAAACAUUGACAGCAACAACGAAUUACCACCUUGUUUUUAGUGAUGGCCGUUUUGUGACACCAUGACUUAUCGUGUCGUUCUCUUCGAUUUGGAUGAGACGUUGUGGGAGUGCUUACGGACGAUCAAGCAGGCGGCUGAAAAAACCACUGCGAGGUAUCCACAUCUCACCAACUUUGAGACGGGGAUAAAGCCACUGGUCGCAGAAUUUCCUGACAAAGCAUUCGACUACACGUUUUUACUUAUGCCUCUCGUGAUAAGGCUCUUGUGAUAAAUGAAGGUACUACACGUUUUUACUCACGGGCCAUGAUGUAGCUGUUUAGCAGGAAGUACAUUACUUAUCAUGGCUGUUGCGCAUUUAGGUUGAUAGCAAAUAAAUUUUUACUUUCUUAUUUUCACAGACUGUCGUGUGCAAUGAAUUGCCACUCAUCUCCAGCAGUUUGUUACUUGUUGAAAAAAACUCCUUGUCUUUCUAAUUUCCGCAAGACCUACUUGGAGCGUGCUAACCGUGACGCGGUGAAUGACGGAAGGAUAGGUGAUGGCGGUAAAGAUGCUGUCGAUGAGCAGUUCAGAUUCUGGCAUAAGUGGCGCAACACUUAAGGCUUACCCUACUCCAUCUGUUCGGAAGCAUCUUAAAGACGUUUUCGAGGGACAAGCAGUCUCAGGAUGGGCCUCGAGAUGGAUUAGGGUGAGCUCUAAAGCCCUCCUUUUUUCUUUCCUGGCGUCGUUUCAGCCUUGAGAAAACUGAGGGAGAUGAGAAAGUACUUCUUACCGUGUUAUUGUUGCUUUUUUUUAUGAGAAAUUUAGUACUUAAUUAGUGUUUAUGUUUGUUACUUCUGAGAAUCUCUUUUCUAUUACCUCUUUUUAUGUUCUUUAUACAACCAGGUCCUUGGUGAUCGGCGCCGUUACAGACGGGAACGGAGACGUCUUUCAAGUCGACGAACUUCAAGUUAAGGCUUGUACAAAUAUUAUAUCUAGGACACUUUUCAUUUUUAUUCCACCGUUAGUUCUCUCCCAGGACAUGCACCAGACAAUUAGGAAAUCUAAUUCAUACUUGAUAUUGUAGUAUACUGAUGAAGUCUAAUGAUGCUGCAGCAAGUUAAUUUUACUGUAUCUUCAUGAAAAAAUUCUGCUCCAGUAGGAUAAAAGCUGUACCUUGAGCACAAAAAAGUCUGCUCUAAUCAAAGUAUCUUCGAUUUCAGUGUUAGCGGUAUAGAGGCUGGUGCGCUGAAACCCGAUCAGCGUCCAUUUGGUCUUGCGAUAGAAAAGGCUAAGAAAUUUCUCAAGGAUUCUGAUUGUCAUCCUUUGUCUCCUCGCGAAGUGCUGAUGGUAGGCGAUGAUUUCUUAUGCAGGGUGUGAUAGCAUUCAGGGUGUGGUAGCAUUUCAUCAUCUGGUCUUUUCUGGUCUGUCUGGCGGAUCGUUGUCCUCCUGAGUGUAUUCCCUUGGUGAACUACCCCUGUGACUAUCGUCGUAUCUUGUCAUCAUCUGGGGACACUAGGGGAGUCAAGGGAAUUGCUCAGGGAGUCACUCACUGAAACCGUAGUUAGCAAGAUGAUGAAAAACUGCUACCCCACACUGCUAAACUUUGGGAAGGACAUUGUAGGCGGCGUCAAUUUUGGCAUGGAUACAUGUUGGAUCAGGGCUGAAGAGAAGGCCAAACCUGAUACGCUUGUUGAUGAAAGUAGGAAAGAUGGUCUUGCCACAGGUACAACAGAAGCAGCAGUCCCAAGUUCUGCCAUUCCUUCUCCAACAUCUAAGUUCGAAUCAGUGGUUGAAUUAAUCGAUUCUGUCUUGUUGGCAGGUGUAGAAACAACAUUACACAAAUUCCGCUGGACAUCGCCAACAUUUGGUCGUUCAACAGCGACCACAGAACGUUUUCUACACCACAGAAGAGCUUUUGAAGUGUUCACAUGCUCAGCACUCGGCAGACAUGGGAGAAAGAAGUUACGAAAAGAAGACUUCAGUAGAAGGAGAACUACCCAUUUCUAA
Amoebophrya sp. A25 is the source of this 2143-nucleotide messenger RNA. The record is from the annotation of a GenBank genome assembly. NCBI's taxonomy places the organism in Eukaryota, Dinophyceae, Syndiniales, Amoebophryaceae.